Ceutorhynchus assimilis (cabbage seed weevil) is the source of this 441-nucleotide messenger RNA. NCBI's taxonomy places the organism in Eukaryota, Metazoa, Arthropoda, Insecta, Coleoptera, Curculionidae. The record is from the annotation of a GenBank genome assembly.
AUGUCUGAUUGGGAUACAGUGACCGUCUUAAAAAAGCGGGCCCCAAAGGCUUCGGUAAUGAAAACCGAACAGGCCGUCAACGCUGCGAGGCGACAGGGUAUCGCGGUGGACACACAACUAAAAUGGGGUGCCUCCAGUAAUAAACAACACGUAACGACCAAAAACACAGCGAAAUUGGACAGGGAAACUGAAGAGCUGAAACACGAAUCCAUUCCUUUGGACGUGGGCAAACUGAUCCAGCAAGGCCGGCAAGGCAAAGGCAUGAGCCAAAAAGAUCUGGCCACGAAAAUAAAUGAAAAACCUCAAGUUAUCACUGAUUAUGAGGCCGGCAAAGGAAUUCCCAAUAACAUCAUCCUGGGAAAAAUUGAAAGGGCCAUUGGCUUAAAAUUGAGAGGCAAAGAUAAGGGCAAACCACUACUACCCCCUGGGAACAAGAAUUAG